Molecule: messenger RNA, 735 nt
Organism: Rhinocladiella mackenziei CBS 650.93
Lineage: Eukaryota; Fungi; Ascomycota; Eurotiomycetes; Chaetothyriales; Herpotrichiellaceae
Exons: 2
Coding region: 1-735 (244 amino acids)
Source: RefSeq, a predicted model, not a curated record
AUGGCCAACAGCCUCUACAUCGCCGACACUCCUCCCGAGGUCUCCUCAGCCAAAGGCCUACAUCUAAUCACCCAAAACACGCCCAACGGCCAGGCCACGCAAAUCAUGCUCGAAGAACUCGCCGACACCUAUGGCACCACCUGGACGACGACUCUCAUCAACAUCUCCACCAACGAGCAGAAGAAAGAAUGGUUCCUCCGCCUCAACCCCAACGGCCGCAUCCCGACACUCAUCGACAAUACGCAAUCUCCUCCGUUCCCUGUUAUUGAGACAUCCGCCCAAUUGCUAUACUUGGCGAAAUUUGUGGAUAAGAACGAUACAUUCGGGUUCAAGAAUGAGCUGGAACGCAAUGAGGCGUUGCAGUGGAUGUUCUUCUGGCAUGGUGGUGGGGCCCCGUAUCAGGGCCAGGUCAAUCAUUUCACGAGGGCCGCGCCGGAGAAGAUUCCUUAUGCUAUAAACCGGUACAAAAAUGAAACAUUGCGUGUCUACGGCGUACUUGAGAUCAGACUGUCAGGCCAAUUCACGGGCGUCCCGCGCGAUUAUCUAGCGGGGGAAGGAAAAGGCAAAUACAGCGUGGCGGACAUCAAAACCUGGCCGUGGGUGAAAGGUUGGGAACGCAGCGGGUUCACGGCCGAAGAAAUGAAGCCGUUCCCUCAUUUGCUUAAGUGGAUCGAUCGGAUCGCUGCUCGACCGGCCGUUCAGAGGGGUAUUGGCGAUAAAUAUGUCAUGAAGUAA